This is a messenger RNA of Owenia fusiformis, 1057 nucleotides long. NCBI's taxonomy places the organism in Eukaryota, Metazoa, Annelida, Polychaeta, Sabellida, Oweniidae. The record is from the annotation of a GenBank genome assembly.
CGUGUCUCUACUGGGCGAUAAUAGAAAAUUUGUGGAACAUUUAAAAAUUUUAAAAUGUCUAAAGUUUGUGUAAUAUUUGGAGGUUCGCGUGGAAUUGGGUUUGCUGUUGCCAACAUAAUGCUAGAGCAAUGUUUCAAGGUUGCAAUAGUCUCGAAAACCUCAACGAGUAUUGACAAUGCUUGCAAGAUUUUACACAGCAAAGCAAAAGGUGGUGCUUCAGUCCUUGGCUAUACCUGUGACAUUACACAAGAAGCAGACAUUAAUAAGACAAUUGCAGCAAUCACAAAAGAUAUUGGACCUAUUGCUAUAUUAGUGAACUCUGCAGGAAUCAACAAAGAUGGACUUCUGAUGAAAACAAAAUUAGAAACAAUUCAGAAUGUUUUACAAACAAACCUUAUUGGUCCUAUGCUGACAUCAAAAGCUGUCUUGAAGUCAAUGAUCCAACAGAAAGAAGGGUGUAUCAUAAAUAUAGGUAGCAUGGUUGGUCAGCAUGGUAAUGUUGGACAGUGUAGCUACAGUGCCUCAAAGGCUGGGCUAGUAGGUUUCUCUAAGUCCCUGGCCAAAGAGGUGGCCUCAAGAGGAAUAAGGUGCAAUGUCAUUGCCCCAGGGUUCAUUGAUACUGACAUGGUACAAGAUGUUGCCAAUAGAGAUAAGCUGGAGAAGCAUACCUUAUUAGGAAGGUUUGGUAAGCCAGAGGAAGUGGCCCAAGCUGUACAAUAUUUGGUGGAGGCAACAUAUGUCACUGGGCAGGUGUUGACUGUAGAUGGCGGGUUUAGUUUGAACCUGUGACAUCCCCAAAAAUGUAAUGUAGAAAAGAUGAACUGAUACUUCAAUGACAACAUUGGUUGUGACCUGCAGUAAUAUAAACUAGUUCCUGAUCAGACUAUACUGGAGCAAGUUGUUUGACGAUAUCGAUUGGAGCUGUGAAUCAAGCAAGAGAAUCGUAUAUCCAUGUAUUCAGAUGUAUACUUUGGAUUACUUGUUCGUUUAUCAAUCCCAAGCAGUUAUUCAGCAAGUACUGUAUAAAGGAUUUAAGGAAUGAAACUCAUAACUGGUG